Molecule: messenger RNA, 564 nt
Organism: Porites evermanni
Lineage: Eukaryota; Metazoa; Cnidaria; Anthozoa; Scleractinia; Poritidae
Source: the annotation of a GenBank genome assembly
GAAAAGCUUUCGAGAGCUUAUAAUAAUAAUUCAGCAAUAACCAUCAGACUUACCAGAAAUGAGUUAUCCGGACCACAUGAAUUAAUGCUCACAAAAACUCAGAUCAAUAAAUUGAAAAAAGCAAUGAGCCAGGGUACAGGGUCGGAUAUCAAGGUAUCAAAAACGCAAAUCAGAAAGGCUGUUAGACAGGGUGGUAGUUUGUGGGGAUCAUUAAUCAGUUUAGGAAGCAAGUUACUACCUAUGGCAAUGCCAUUAGCCAAAAAAGCUAUCGCACCGCUUGCAACAGGCGCGUUAUCAGGUUGAGCCAGUCUCGGUGUGGAUAAAAUAUUGGGAAAAGGUCAACGAGGAGGUUUUCUUAUUCCAAUAGAUAAAAUAGCACAAUUGGUUGCGUCCAAGCAUUUACUGACCACAGGUCAGAAAAAGGAUAUUCUUAAGUCUCUCCAAACUGGCAACGGAUUAGUUAUCAGACCGACGAAAACACAGAGCGGCGGAUUUCUUGGUACUCUACUAGCGAGUAUAGGUGUCCCUCUGUUACUAAAUGCAUUGACGGGAAAAGGACUGCAG